Molecule: messenger RNA, 435 nt
Organism: Ostertagia ostertagi
Lineage: Eukaryota; Metazoa; Nematoda; Chromadorea; Rhabditida; Trichostrongylidae
Source: the annotation of a GenBank genome assembly
AUCGUCGAUGCCAGAAACCCACUCCUGUUUUGGAGCAAAGAUCUUGACGCCUAUGUGAAGGAAGUUGACCCUGCGAAAAAAGUGUUACUCUUACUCAACAAGUCAGAUCUUUUGGAGGAAGAUCAAAUGGCUGGAUGGACAGCGGUAGAAGAACCAGAGGAGUCCGAGGAGGAAUGUUGCUCUGCGCCAUCCACGGCUUCAUCCUCCAUGGACGGAGUUCUGUUCUUGCGCAGUCGUGAUCAGCUCACACAACAUUUGAAAGACUUGGGCCAUGUCAUCGACGCUCCAGGUUGUAAACCUGUUGUUGUCGGAAAGGUUGGCUAUCCGAAUGUCGGCAAGAGCUCAACAAUAAACAGAAUUGCUGGUGACAAGAAGGUUUCUGUAUCGGCUACCCCUGGAAAGACACGUCAUUUCCAGACAGGUCACACGACAGUC